CAUGCUCUCUCUUUCCCCUUCCCCAGUCAACCUUCUUUCUGUUUCCAUUCUCUUCCCCCUCUCUCUUGCUUUCUCUAAAAGUUAUCUGGUGAGAAAAGGAGAAGACAUUUGGAUGAUUUACUCUCUUCCAUCAGCGUCCUCUUGGGAAGACAUCAGUUGUGGCGUAUAGCAUCCAAUGGAAACAUUGUUCGGCCUACGUUUCAGGCGGAAAGCCUGUGAGCCAAACGUGCGCAGGCGCUCCAGUGUGUCACUUCCAGCGAGUAAAGCGCGCCGGCGCUCCAGCGUGGGCCUGCCCUCAGCUGGCCUGGCUCAUAGACGCAGGUCUAGCGUUCAGCUUCAAACCAGCAAUGUGCAGGCAGGUGUCAGAAGAGGACACUUCACUAGGAGGAGGUCGAGUGGUGCGACGGCCUGCCUGACCCCGCGGUUCGCUAUCCGACGAAGACAGGCUGCCAAACACCGCAGCAUUCACGCCCAGCUCCUGGGACCGUCACUGCUCCUGGCUAGUGUGGUGCAGAUGAGUGAAGACCAUGAAAGGGAGGAUAAGAGUGUAGAAGAAUACUCCUCUUUCUCUGAUAGUGAAUGUAGUCAAGAAGAGCACGAGCAAGCAGGGAUGUACUUGGAGACGGAGUCGGAUAAGUGUCUGACAUGGUUGGCUCAAGGUUUGUUGGCGGGAGAAAGCAUUCAGCCCCGCCCCCUCAUCCGUGCACCACGUUGCCUGCGGCGAAACUCCUCACACCUACUUCCUGCUGAGGCCGUUUUUCGAAGCCCAGCCUCUUCUGGGCUAUAUGGCCGUUACCGAAGGACCAGUCAGGCGCACAGGCUGUCCGAUGUGGGUGGAUUGUGGGCAGGGAGGCGAAAUUCUCUUGCAGCUCGAGGAUCAGUUGCACUGUACAGGACCAGCUCUCCUUGCUGGCCAGAUCUCAGUCUUUCACACACACUGCAGGGAACUUACUACAACCCACAGAUUGACACAUGGAACGGGUUCCUCUCGAAGGCCAUUGCCAAGUCCGGUCUCCAGCACCUCUCAUGCCAGCCCAGUGCUUUAGUGUUGGCCAGGGGGGAAACGGACAGAGAAAUCCGCAGCACAGUGGACUGGAGUGAAUCAGCUCUGUACGGAGAGCACAUCUGGUUCGAGACAAAUGUCUCUGGGGACUUCUGUUACGUCGGAGAACAGCACUGUUACGCCAAAUCUCUGCAAAAGUCUGUUGCACGGAAAAAAUGUGCUGCUUGCAAGAUCGUAGUUCACUCCAUCUGCAUUGAACAGUUGGAGAAGUUAUUGGAUUGGAAUGCUCCGCCUCAGCUUGAUGAAGUGCCUCUCAAAGACCCGUCAUUCAGAAUCAACUUCAGAUGUAAACCAUCUUUCAGGGAGUCAGGAUCGCGGAAUGUCAGAGAACCUGCAAUAGUGCGACACCACUGGGUCCAUCGGAGAAGACAAGAGGGCAAAUGCAAACAGUGUGGAAAGGGAUUUCAGCAGAAAUUUGCUUUUCACAGUAAAGAGAUUGUAGCCAUUAGCUGCUCCUGGUGCAAACAAGCAUAUCAUAAUAAGGUGACAUGCUUUAUGCUGCAGCAGAUAGAAGAACCGUGUUCAUUAGGAGCACACGCCGCCGUUAUAGUACCUCCUACCUGGAUCAUACGGGUUCGCCGACCUCAG
Molecule: messenger RNA, 1651 nt
Organism: Rhinichthys klamathensis goyatoka
Lineage: Eukaryota; Metazoa; Chordata; Actinopteri; Cypriniformes; Leuciscidae
Product: diacylglycerol kinase iota-like
Exons: 10
Biological process (GO): intracellular signal transduction; regulation of synaptic transmission, glutamatergic; lipid phosphorylation
Cellular component (GO): nucleus
Molecular function (GO): ATP-dependent diacylglycerol kinase activity
Source: RefSeq, a predicted model, not a curated record